Nymphaea colorata (pocket water lily) is the source of this 1034-nucleotide messenger RNA. RefSeq names its product thioredoxin H4-1. NCBI's taxonomy places the organism in Eukaryota, Viridiplantae, Streptophyta, Magnoliopsida, Nymphaeales, Nymphaeaceae. Bases 268 to 675 code for a protein of 135 amino acids. The record is from RefSeq and is a predicted model, not a curated record. The transcript is spliced from 5 exons.
AGACUCUCUCUCUCCUUAAGCUUAUGGGGUGCGUUUGUCUUGCGCUUCCGUUGUUCACCACGCAAGUUUCUCUCCCUCCCUCCCUCCCCUUCUCUCUCACUCAAUUGAAGAAUAGUGGUUUGAAAUUCUCGUGCUACUGUGAUUCGGUAGAUUUCCUUCACCCGUCGGUGCUAAAUCUUCACGAAAUUGUGUUCCGGGUUUCAUCAAUAAAGCGUGACCAUUCGUGAAGGUGAGCAGACAAGACGCUUCAAGUUGGCGGAGUAGGAAAUGGGCAAUUGCUUUAGAAAGGAAUAUGCUGAUGAAGAUGAUUCAGAUUAUAAGAUUUUCAUGGAAAAGAACGUUCACUUUGUAAAGGACCAAAAAGUUUGGGAAGAAAAAAUCUCUGAAGCUCGUAGAGAGGGCAAGACUGUUGUGGCAAAUUUCAGUGCAUCCUGGUGUGGUCCGUGUAGAGUGAUGGCACCAUAUUACAGUGAGCUUUCAGAGAUGUACCCUUCGCUGGUUUUUCUGGUGAUAGAUGUUGAUGAAAUGAAUGAAUUCAGUUCAACAUGGGACAUACAUGCAACGCCUACCUUCUUCUUCCUCAAAGAUGGAGUGCAGGUGGCAGACAAGCUUGUGGGUGCUAAUAAGACAGAACUUUUGACGAGAAUCACAAGCCUUGUUGAUUCAACGACAUAAUAUGUGCAAUGUAUGCAUAUGCACAUCCUGCAGUUUAUCUUCAGAGAUGUGGUUUGUCAACGGAUGAUUGAGGUCGUAAAUGCAUCUGUAAGAUCCUGCACGAGUGGAGCUGUUUCUUUUAUUAUCAGAAUAACAAAAAGAACCUAUAAUUGUUUACUUUGUGUUGUUUUUUUGUGAUUUUGGUGUGGCAGUUGGUCAACUACCAGCCUAUUUUUCUUUUCGGUUAACCUUUUUUUUUUUUUUUUCUAUGGUGAUCGGCAUUUGUAGGCAGUACAGUGGAUUGUCCAACUUGUAAAUUACUUCUUUGUUGAACUCUGAACUUAUAAGAGUACAAUUUAAUUCCACUUUCUUUUCAGUUA